AUAAAAGACGCAUCCAUGCUCCCAUCCACAGUCCCCUUCAGGAGAUUGAAAAGCAAACAACACCUCGAGAUGGCGUUCCUCAACCUUCGCGUGGUGGUGGUGCUGCUGGCGGUGGCGGUGGUGACGGUGGAGCCAACCCUGCGGCGGCGUCAACGGUGCCACCCACAGGUCAAGUACGUCACGCAGUACGAGACGCAGUACCAGGAGGUACCGGUAGAAAAAGUAGUGUACCGGACGAAGGUCGUGCCCACCACCGUAUACCAAACCCAGGUGAAGACGCAGGUGCAGCAGAAAUACGUCACCGUCACCAAGACCCAGCAGUCCUAUAGAACGGUGUGCCCCAAGCCCUCCUACGGCGGGUACGGAGGCCGCUAGGGACCUCACCCUCCUGCUGCAGCCGCGUGAAGGGGCACCACCACCACCGCCACCCUCAAUAUAAGUGUUGGUACAGUCAGGGUUAGAAAUCUAGUAAGUUACCUUCGCACUCACUUCCAUCGUGUAUUUUUGCGUUUUAUCUCAGUGUUCAAUCCAUUCAGUACCAUUCAGUACCAUUAUCACUUCCUAAACUCCACAAAAUCAAGUAAUAUAAAUCCGAAUAACGUUAUAAUUAUGGCAGAGUAGUGACAAGAAGUGAUCUUUAACUCCUUAUGAAAAGAAUUAUCAUUCAACAGAAGAACAUAAGAAAGCAAGGCAAGCUGCAAGAAGCCACCAGGCCUACACGUGGCAGUCCGCGUAUAAAACAUACCUAUCUUUUUAUAUCCACCUGUCAUCUCCAUCCAUAAACUUAUCUAAUCUUUUAAAAGCUCCCUAAUGAAUCAGCACUAACAACCGAUUCUUACCACUCUAUCUGAGAACCAAUAUAUUCCCUCUUUUUUUAAGUUUACCUUAAUAAUAACCAUCCCCCCCCUUGGGUAUUAAAAAACAUAAUGGAAGCGAUGUCAUAAUACUGAAUGGAUUAAAUCUGAUCUGCUAUGACUCUAUUACCGGUCAGGUUUCGUAGGACUAUCAGCGGGUCAGACCAUCUGAGACUGUUAUUAACAGUGAAAGUGUAGAGCGGCACGUUACUCUCCUUACCGUGACUGCACCAACGCCCCUGUGCUGCCUUUGUCUUGCACGCCGCCACUUCACCAGUCUGCUGUUCUCGCAUCUGGUGUCCUAUUGUGUGGUUGGUCAUUCUGUUCAGUUAUAAGCAAGUGAUGAAAACAAUAUUAAAAACAACAAAAUUACGGGUGUGUUGAACUCUUUUGUUUUUCAUGUCAAUAUGCAUCUGUUGUAAUAGUAUUUAGUUCCUUUAGCGUGUAGUGAUCUUGUUCAUUAUGAGUGUUAUACAGUGUUUUGUUUCAUUAUAAAUGUAUAAUAAAUAUAUUAUAUCUAGUGUUAUGAACUCUCCUGUUCAAUAAAUGAUAAAAAAAUAU
Molecule: messenger RNA, 1415 nt
Organism: Scylla paramamosain (green mud crab)
Lineage: Eukaryota; Metazoa; Arthropoda; Malacostraca; Decapoda; Portunidae
Exons: 3
Coding region: 16-375 (119 amino acids)
Source: RefSeq, a predicted model, not a curated record